Messenger RNA from Lodderomyces elongisporus, 4539 nucleotides. It is a transcript of the gene SCC2, whose product is annotated as cohesin-loading factor complex subunit. Bases 1 to 4539 code for a protein of 1512 amino acids. Gene Ontology annotation, molecular function: chromatin binding. Gene Ontology annotation, cellular component: Scc2-Scc4 cohesin loading complex. Lineage: Eukaryota; Fungi; Ascomycota; Pichiomycetes; Serinales; Debaryomycetaceae. The transcript has a single exon. The record is from RefSeq and is a predicted model, not a curated record. Gene Ontology annotation, biological process: establishment of protein localization to chromatin; establishment of mitotic sister chromatid cohesion; regulation of gene expression.
AUGUCACUGACGAAGCACUAUCCCGAAUCAUUGAAGGAGCUUUUGGCAACUACUCCAUUGGUUCAUCUCGUUCCACGACAACAUCUUGCACCAUUAGUCAACUUGACACAGAUCGCAGCCAAGCCUGAUUCGAAAGCAUUUGUCGAAGGCGCAUACAAGGAGUUUGAUGGAUUUCAUGGUGAGCUAGCGAAACAGUUUGAGAAGGAGUGCCAGGAUGAAUUACUUGCUUUUCUGGAUGAUGAUGAUGAUGAUGAUGAUAUUGAUGGUGGUAAUGGAGGUAGUGACGAGAGAGAUAGAGGUGGAAAAGGAGGAGAGCUAGAUAAUAUCAGGUUUAAGAUGCCAAAACAUGCAGAAGAAACUAGCGAUUCGCCAAAAGAACCACCGGUGGAAUUAGACUAUACGGAAUUUGAAAAAAAGGUUCUUGCUAGAGAAAAACUCACAAAGACCAACUGUUGUUGGGAAAAUGAAGAAAAGACAUAUGGAGAAUCAAUAUACACGCGACGAAACCACGAAUUUGAUUCACUUGAAGAUAUAGAGCUACACAAGAAAAAAUACUUUAAAUUAUUUGAGACAGAAGUUGCAAAAGAAACAAAAGGAAAUCAAGAGCUGGUAGAAGUUGUAUCUCAAAGUCAAACUGUUGAGACUUUGGACGAGACACUGGAUGCAAUAUACAAAUCUAAACAACCUGAAAGUUUUCAUGGACCUCAAGGAUCUCAGCGAUCAGAAAGAAUCGAUAUGUUGGAAACACAGGGAAUCCCAACAACUAUACACAUUCCUCUGCAGUCAUCUUAUCAAGAAACAAGGAAAUCCAAUAUUUCAAAAACAUUCAAUUUUUUCACGAGUCUCAACCAGGAUGAAAUUACUUGGGAGAAUUUGGCGCAACUAAAUGACACAUUGGCCAAAUUGCAAAACUUAACCGAGAAAGAUGACCAGCACGACUUGCUAAAAGUUCAAGAUAUGUGUCUGGUCAACUUACGACAAACUUUAGAGAAACUAAAACCUACUUUGUUGUCAAAGUAUGAUGAAUUUGUUCUUGUCUUACCAGACCUAUUGAGACUAUUAUUUUCAAUCAAUGCAUUGUUGCUAAUUUUGAAAGUACAACCUGAUAUAAGAAAUAAGCACACGGAUUUGGUUAUUAUGGGACUUGAAUUGAGCUAUGAGAAUUUCACAAAACCUCUAGAUGACACGUUUUUUGCUUCAAAUCACGAACUGGCAGAAGAGCCGAAUAGUAUUUCACUUAAAUGCCAUAUGAUAAUCGAUGAAACCAGUAAGGCUUUCAAAAACCUAGGUUCUAUUUGUGCAAAGCGACCGUUUGAUGAUGAAAGCUUGGUGAAACUUCAACUCUUGCUUAUAAACAUAGCAGUACCAUCAAGCCAAGAUCAGAUUAAAGUACUAGUUGACCGAACGCAAGUGCCAUUGGAACCGAUUCAACUAUCUUCAUAUUCAUGUUUGCUACUAAUCUAUCAUAAUCUAGAGGAUCAGAGAGCGUUUGUGGUUUCAGAAGUGUUGUCUCAUAUUUCCAUCUUACCGACGUCCCGUAACGUUACCAGAAAAUUCAAAACCGAGCGAGGCUUUCAAGUGCAAACUUUUACUAUAUUGUUGAUCACUUUUGUUCAUUGUUCCGAGAACCAUAUGGCGUUUGCUGAUUAUAUAACGUUGGAGAUUCUUAGACAAAUGGAGGAAAAUCCCAGCAAUACCAAACGCACAGAGCAGCUUGAAAAUUAUCUUGAAGAUCUUUGGAAACUUUUGCUAUUUCCAGAAUGGGUUGGUGCAGAAAUUUUACUUAUUAGCUUUCUUCAUAAAGCAUUGGAUAAUUUGACAAAACCGGAAACUGAGGAGGAAAACAAAUCAACUGAGCUGCCAUUGUUUGAUAUAUUGAUCCCAUUGUCCGAGAAGAUCCUAUCUCAUGGAGAAUCGAUAGAGAAGAAUACAACCGUUGAAGAACAACAUUUAGAAAUAAUUCUUUCAAACUGUUUAGGAUUUGAUAGAAACUUUGCCUUUGAAUGUUUAAAGUCAAGAAUUGGUAAGGUCAAUGAAGACGUGAUUAUGGCAGAUGAAAGAGAAGAAAUUAAACCAUCAAGGGAUUCUGUGCCAAAAGUUUACAUUCGCAUUGUCCUCCAGCAACUACGAUCAAUUCUUCUUUCCAAUUAUGCUACAUUUAUUCAAACGCUGUUGAGCUCGCUGAAAGCAAAGAUAAGAAGUAAAGCAAUAAAGGCUUUACCCAUAUUAAUUGAUACUUUCCCAGGAAUUUUAUCAUCAAGCGAAAUGCAAAAGGCUUUAGCAUUAAGACUUGAAGAUCCUGCAUCGGUGGUGAGAGAUGCAAUGAAUGAAUUUAUCGGUAAAUAUAUGCAAUCACACCCAGAGGAAAGUGAAAAAUUGAUAGCACCAUUGCUCAAAGCCAUGGAUGAUCCUCGUACAACUGUGCGAAAAAAAAGUAUGCGCUCGUGUUUAAAUGUUUAUCCACAACUCAAUGAACAUUACAAGCUUGUGAUUAGUGUCAAAUAUUUUGAGCGACUCCUUGAUGAGGCUGACUCUAUUAGAGGAGAGGCUAAGGAAUGUUUGCUUAAGUGCUUCUUUACUCAAGGUGAGGAAGAUUUCAACGGUUUAUCCAAAUGGAUUAAAAUAGUGCACAGAAAAAACUCGGAUUUCCUAAGAUCGUUUUUUGUUGAGUCGGUGUUUUCAAAUCCAAAACUUAAUGAAGUGGUUUUAAAUUACGUAGAGAAAGCACUGGGCACAGUUUCUUAUGAAAAAGAAGAAGUAGAAAGAGAACAGGAAAAUGAAAAUGAAAAUGAAAAAGAGAAAACAGAUCGUAUUGGUGAUGAUGGUGCUGGUUCUACUGCUGGUGCUGGUACUGGUAAUAGUACUAAAAGUGGUGCUAUUGAAGAAGCUGAUUCAUUACUUUUGCUUGCAGCAUUUGUUGUUCUAAAACCAACUUUGAUCACACAGGCUAUGUUGGAACAUUUGAAGCCAUAUAUAUUUGAGCAUGCUGGCUCUAGAACUGAGGCAUAUUGCUAUGCACUACAAGUCUUGAAGAUUGGUACUCACACUUUAAGAGCAUUUAAACCUAAUUUUGUGGAAGAAAUAACAAAUUUUUUACUAAGGAAAAUGCCAAUGUUUAUCAAAAGAGAAUUGGACAAUGUGGUACCAACAUUGAAUGUAUUAACCAAAUACAGCCAUACUGAAUAUAAAAUAGUAAACAUUGUAAUCACCACAAUGAAAAUGAUCCGCAAAGAGUUUGAAUCUACUGAUGCAAUGAAAGUGAAUACGCUAUUACAGUUAUUGUCAUACCUCGGUAAAUAUUGUGAGCUUCAAUCACUAGAUCCUCAAUUUCGAGAAAUGGGGUUCAUUAAACCAAAUGAGUCGAUAAUCACUUUGAUUGUGAGGUACAUAAUGACAUUUACUGGACAAAGAGUGACACUUCCAAUAAGAAGAGUAGCAUACCCAAGCAUGAUGAUUUGUCUUGCCAGCUACCCAUUAUACUUGCAAAAUGAAUCUAUUUCAAAAAUCUUUGAGGCUGCUCUUGUCCUGGAGCAAGACCUUGAGCUCAAAAAACGAAUGGUUGGAGAAUUUAUUACCUUUUUGGAUGAAAAUGGUCGUGGAGAAAAUGAACAAAAUCCAAAGCAAAAUAACGCACAAGCUAGAGAAGUGGAAAUAUCGACUUUUCGUGUUCAAGCAAAUUUGCGACAUAGGGCAUGUCUGUAUUUGGCGCAAAAGUUUUUCAAAACCAUUGCUCAAUUGUGUUUACUCGACGAUGGUAUUAUGGAGUUGAAGCCAUUGCAAUUUGUUCGAUUGGCCCUUAAUUUAGGUGUUGCAAACCCUAUUGCAUGUUUAUCGGUUUUGAUAGCACUCCAUGGCUCACCAAUUCCGCAAGUGCAAAACACUGCCAAUGAAGUCUUGACAAAUUAUGGAAAACUUGUUGAUGGUCAGUUUUUAGAGGGUAUCAAACAAGCUUUCCAAUACAAGUUAUUGGCUCCCAGAAUGUUUAAGCUUAUUUAUAAGGUAGUUGAAGACUCAAAACAGAUGCGAAACAAGUUUAUCAAGUCAUUAACAAAAAUGUUGGUGGUGAGGCAGCGUCAUAGGGCAUCUUUUGAAGAUGAGAUUAAAUUGCUAGUGUUUGUUGUUGAGAGGAUCACGCCAAUGCAUUUCAAAACUAUUGAGGAAGUGUUUAUCAUCAUGGAGCAUUUACAAGGUCUAUUACAAUCUCAAGCAUCAGAUUUCAUAUUUGAGAUGGGACAACAAGUAAAUAUUGAUAAAAACUAUGCUUAUUAUUGGGCAUUGUCCAUUGUUUUGUUGAAUGAUUUUUACAAGUACCUUGCUCAUUCGUACAAUAUCAAGGAUGAAGAUGUCGAGGCUUUCAGUACAAGGUGUUUGGAGACGGAUUUGAAUCAAACACCAAGACUUGUGAGAGGCGGCAAGAUGCGACUUAAAUGGGUUUUAGGCAAUAUCGGAGUUGAAGGCGAGAUUUUGAAUUCAAAUUUUGAAAUGUGUUUGCGAGAGAUUGAACAAAUUUGCAUGAUUUACAGAAGUGAGUUGACGUGA